Adineta ricciae is the source of this 279-nucleotide messenger RNA. The record is from the annotation of a GenBank genome assembly. Lineage: Eukaryota; Metazoa; Rotifera; Eurotatoria; Adinetida; Adinetidae.
AUGCCUGUUUCGCGUAACUACUGGUACCGUAUAUGGGGAGCACAUCGUCACCCAUUUACUUUAAAAGAAGCUGGUCUUUAUUCCCGUCGUGUAGAUCAACGUUUACGUACGUAUUUAGUGAUGGAACAACAUGGUCCUGGCAAAAGUCGUGCUCCAACUCAGUACGAUACUCUACGUGAACCAGUAUAUCGAACAAAAUGGAUAAAAACCUGGAAUGCUGAUACUCCGAUAGAUACUCAACGUAUUUUUAAUGAAUUUUCUGUAUUUAGUACUGAUUAA